AUGUUAUCAACAUCUUUUUUUGGAAAUAGACAAUUUAUUCGAAAGCUUCAUAUUCCUAGCCCUUUACCUUAUGAUAUAACAGAAGGAAUUGAUCCAUUAUUUGAUGUGGAUAAUUUUGCAGAAAUAUGUAAUUAUCGAGCCAUGCUUAUCGAGAAAUUAAAUUCGCUUGUAUCUG
Entrophospora sp. SA101 is the source of this 175-nucleotide messenger RNA. Lineage: Eukaryota; Fungi; Glomeromycota; Glomeromycetes; Entrophosporales; Entrophosporaceae. The record is from the annotation of a GenBank genome assembly.